Molecule: messenger RNA, 1008 nt
Organism: Paramecium sonneborni
Lineage: Eukaryota; Ciliophora; Oligohymenophorea; Peniculida; Parameciidae
Source: the annotation of a GenBank genome assembly
AUUUAAUUAUGUAAGCUCAACCUAAAGGAUUCUCAUAUGCAUUCAAACAAUAAAUAAUGAAAGCAUGGCAACCUGUACCUACUUUGAAUUCAACUAUAAUACUAUUUGCUUCUAUGAGUUUAUUUUUUCUAAUAAUGGGAAUAGUGUUGAUAAGUUACUCAAAUGAUAUUGCGACCCAAGAAUUUUAAUAUGACUCAUAUUGUUUGGCUUAAGAUACUGAUUGCGUAAUUUAAAUAGCUCUUGAUGGAAAUUAUAAAUCUCCAGUAUUCUUUUAUUACUAAUUGACAAACUUUUAUUAAAAUCACAGGAGAUAUGUUAAAUCUAAAUCUCCUUUCUAAUUAUCGGGAACAGAUUUAAGUGAAGGCGAAUUGGAUGAAUGUGAUCCAGUUGUAACUAAUGAAGAUAUGGGAAAAACUAUGAGCGUUACAAAUAAACCUUUACUUACAGAUGAUAAAGCGAUACCAUGUGGAUUAAUUGCUAAAAGUUAUUUCAAUGAUACAUUCAAGUUAUUUUAAGUAGUUAACGAAACAAAAAAAGAAAUCACAAUAUCAAGUAAAGGAAUAGCUUGGCCAAGUGAUUUAGAUGGUAGAUAUAAAAACAUCGAUUUGAAUAGAUAAUGGAUAGAUAUGGAAGAUGGUAUAGUAAAUGAUUAUUAUUAAAAGAAAGAUUUAUGGUUUGGAUGAGAACUGCAGCUUUACCAUAGUUUAGAAAAUUAUGGGGAAAAAUAGAUUAAGAUUUAGAAGCUGGAAUUUAUGAAGUUCAAAUUACAAAUAGUAAUUAUAUAAAUUAAUAUACCUUUAGCUUACAAUGUUUCAUCUUUUAAUGGAAAAAAGUUUAUAGUAUUUUCAACAACCAAUGCUUUUGGAGGAAAAAAUGAAUUUUUGUCAAUUGCAUAUAUAUGUGUAGGAGUGGUUUGUUGUGUAGUUACUUUAGGAUUUCUAAUAAGGAAAUUUUUAUCAAAGGCUGACUAAAAAAAAAAUAGAUGAAUAAUAAAAUAUAAAUAAAUUU